Molecule: messenger RNA, 2214 nt
Organism: Pestalotiopsis fici W106-1
Lineage: Eukaryota; Fungi; Ascomycota; Sordariomycetes; Amphisphaeriales; Sporocadaceae
Exons: 2
Coding region: 1-2214 (737 amino acids)
Biological process (GO): protein phosphorylation
Molecular function (GO): ATP binding; protein kinase activity
Source: RefSeq, a predicted model, not a curated record
AUGACCAGCAGCAGCAGACCACCCCCGACCCUGCCCCAGGACGCUUUCGUGGAUCGCAGCAGGAGUACCAGGCUUGCACCCGACGCCCUCCCGUUACUAAACUCUCCCGAUCCGGCUGUCCUAGGCCAAACCGUCGAGGACAUUAAUCGCCGUAACAUCCACACCAACCAAUCUCUUCCUCUGUCGUCCUACGCCAACUUCCACCAUGGCCAUGUUGAACAACAACCUUUGCCUGCUGCUGGUGGUGACACCAUGAGCCCAAAGCCACCGACACACCUUGUUGCUCAACACCAAUUCCAAUCCCACACUAUUGCGCCGUCGCCGCCUUUAUCCGAAAUUGUCGCCGCCGAGAAUCCCAUUCCACUAUACAGCGAAAGACUGCACAAGUCUCCUCCUUCUUCGGCCGAUUUGGACGGGAGAAAGAGCCCUCUCCAGAUCACGACCGACGUUCGACCUUCUAUGCCUAGUCGUAACGACAGCGCCAACAGCUACGUGCACAGCAAUCUCACUCCCUCGGGCUACAAUCCUCCUGGAGGCCUGUCAGUCCAGCGCAAGACCUCGUCGUCGAGUCUCAGGCCUAUAUCGCGAACACCCUCGGUCAAGCAGGCAAUAGCCAAUAGUAUUGGCUCUGCUUCCAGUUCGGCAGUCCCGAGUCCUCUCAUUGCUGCCAUGGGCGAUCUCACACCACUACCGUCACCUCUGCUUAUGGGUGAUUCACCUGGACCUUGGAGACGACUCGGUGCUCGACCACCUUCGCGCGAGGCAGCUCACACCGCGACCAUGCCCGACUCUGUAUUUGUCACGACCAAUGGCGAGUCUGUGGCUGCAGCGCUGGCGAACCAGACGAAACGGAAAGCAUACGUUGGUCUGAAAGGGGCAGAAGGCACGGCUGGCGAGCACACACAUGGGCGCAAUCGAAGUGUUAGCGAGUAUAUACCGGAUCCCAUGGCAGUACCCAAGAGGCAAACUACAGUAUCCGGAUCGCACGCCCGGGCCGAGUCUGGUCGGACUGCAACCACCGAAAAUCCUCUUCGGCGCGAACCAAACCUUGGGGCCGCGCGCGGCCUGGUUCCCGCGCAACAGCCUCCAACCCCACCACCGAGCGAAUCAUCGCAUAGUAACGACGGCUCUGUGAGCCAGUCUAAAGCUCCAAAAGCAGAGUACUUUGAGGCGUAUGGGCGACAUGAUAAUAAACUCAGGAGAUGGCGCGCCAUUAAGCAGCUCGGCGAAGGCACAUUUAGUAGAGUGGUGUUGGCGACCAGUCAAGUGAACAUUGACGACCACGACACCACGAAAUCUCUCAUUGCUACGGAACCAGAUCUCAAAACUCUAGUAGCUGUCAAGGUUUGCGAACAUGGCCCCCGAGGCGGCGCGUCAGAAGACCGAAUCGAGAUGAGCCUGAAACGAGAACUUGAAAUUAUGCAAACAUUGCAUCACCCGUCCUUGGUUCACUUGAAAGCCUGGAACAUAGAGCAGACCCGCGCAUUACUGGUCCUCAGCUACUGUCCAGGUGGUGACCUAUUCGACCUAGCUGCUCGGCACAAAGAGCUACUCACACCCUCACUACUGACCAGAAUCUUUGCCGAGCUUGUUGGCGCUGUCCAAUACCUUCAUGAUCGACGGAUAGUGCACCGGGAUAUCAAGCUAGAAAACGUUCUUGUGAAUGUUCCUGUAGAACAACUAGCAAACCCAAAUCAGGACUGGGCUACAUAUCCCGAUUCGGUCAUUACAUUGACAGACCUGGGACUUUCUCGCCGUGUGGCAGAUGACGAAAAACUAGAGACUCGAUGUGGCUCUGAUGAUUAUGCUGCACCCGAAGUCAUUCUAGGGCAGCCAUACGACGGGAAAGCGAUUGAUGCCUGGUCCAUGGGAGUCCUCCUUUACGCACUUCUAGAAGCGCGCCUACCUUUUGAUCCACCCCCUGGAGCCAGCGAUGCGCUCAGGAUGCGUAGUCGUACAAGCCACAGGAUCGCUCGAGUGGAUUGGCGGUGGAUAAAAUACGCCGGCGACGACGGCGAUCACGAAGGUGACGAGGCCAAGUUCGAAGCAGUGGGUCUCAAGGGUGCCAUGGAGGUCACCGAAGGCCUGCUCAAGCGAGCCAGGAGCCGGUGGACACUGGACAAAGUCGCUUCCAUGGAAUGGGUGCGCAAUGGAAUCCAGGUUGAAGGCGGACCAAAGUUCAAAGAGGAGGCAGAAGCUGAAGAGGUUUCAUGA